Quercus lobata is the source of this 1359-nucleotide messenger RNA. RefSeq lists its product as uncharacterized. The coding region runs from base 869 to 1222 and encodes 117 amino acids. The record is from RefSeq and is a predicted model, not a curated record. The transcript has 2 exons. NCBI's taxonomy places the organism in Eukaryota, Viridiplantae, Streptophyta, Magnoliopsida, Fagales, Fagaceae.
AAUCCGGAAUGUUGGACCUGGAGUAUCUGCCAUACGAUGUGUUGCCGGAUAUCCUACAUGGACUGCCCGUGAAAUCCCUAAUCCAAUUCAGGUGCGUUUCCAAAUCAUGGAAUUCUCUAAUCACAAGUCCUGCCUUCAUCAAUUCCAAACUUACUCGAUCACACUCCGAUACCAACAAAUUAAUUGUUAGGUAUUUGGAUGUUACACUUACACCCCAUGUAGAGCGCUACAAAUUAAUUCACGAAGAGAGUGACGAUAAUGACUCCUCACCGGAACAAAUUCAAGACCUUAAGUUACCAUUAAGGAGUUGUCUUCGUACCUAUUUUCAAUUAGUCGGUUCCGUGAACAGAUUGUUUUGCCUUCAUGAAGGAAACCGCUUUAUUCUUUGGAAUCCUUGUAUUAGAAAAUUUAUUACCCUUCCCAACCCUUCUUUUAUUGACCUCUUUCAUUGUGAACUAGCCUUUGGGUUUGAUUUGAGGACCGAUGAUUAUAAGGUGGUGACAAUUGCCUAUCAAAGUGUAAAUAUUAGGUACGAAGGUGCCAAACCACCUCUGGUUGAGGUUUACUCUGUUAGCGAGGGAAAACUAGUGGUGGUGACUCAUAUCCGCCUAGGAUUACUAUUAGUAAUUGGCACCCAGAAGCAGCUUAUUUAAAUGGAGCUGUUUAUUUUGUGGCGAAUGAUUGGCGAGAUGCGAGUUUUGUGGGGAUUGAUUGGGGAGAUGCGAGUUCAAUAGUUUUGUCAUUUGAUUUGGGUGAUGAGGUUUUCCGUCUGAUAUCCUUGCCAAAUGGUAAAUUUGGAUUGGAUGCUCGUAUCCUUCCCUCAGAAUUCAAAGGAUUGCUUUCUCUAAUAUGUUAUGAGGGCCGGUAUAUGGGCGAGUAUAAUAGUUGUUCUAUUUGGGUGAUGAAAGAGUACGGCAUUGCGGAUUCUUGGACUAUACAGUUCACUAUUGACCUCAAUAUGCAAUAUUGGAAAGUUUUACGUUUCUGGAAGAAUGAUCAUGUACUAGUGCAGAAAAUUCAAUCAGGUGGUUCGAUGCUCUUUUCAUAUGAACCUGAGAGCCAACAAGUGAAGAAUUUGGGGUUUUGUGAAAGCAUAUUUUGUUCUUAUGCUGAUAAUUAUGUGGAGAACCUUGUCUUACUUGACAAACCAAAUGAUGUAGUUUCCAAGGAGGAAAGUGAGCAAGAAAGGAGGAAAGUGAGCAAGAAGAGGAAGUGCAGAUAACAACAAUACAUAGGAGGACUGAAGGAUGCAUUCACGUAAUGUGGUAGCAGUUUUUCUUUUUGUCUAGAUUUGUUUUUUGCCCUAUGGAUCUUUGUCAAGCCUUCUUUGUUUGGAAAGGAUCAUUUUAAAUUUUAGAC